Molecule: messenger RNA, 876 nt
Organism: Loxodonta africana (African savanna elephant)
Lineage: Eukaryota; Metazoa; Chordata; Mammalia; Proboscidea; Elephantidae
Gene: EIF4E1B
Product: eukaryotic translation initiation factor 4E family member 1B
Exons: 8
Coding region: 1-876 (291 amino acids)
Biological process (GO): translational initiation
Cellular component (GO): cytoplasm; eukaryotic translation initiation factor 4F complex
Molecular function (GO): RNA 7-methylguanosine cap binding; translation initiation factor activity
Source: RefSeq, a predicted model, not a curated record
AUGGAGCCUGCCUGCUCACAGCUGUAUCCCCAGCUCUGGGCCUACAUGCAGAAGGCGCUCACGAAAAUGCUUGCCGAUGGAAGGAAUAGUAGGGUGCUGGGGCCGUGGAUCCUGAGGCGCAACAUGGCUACCAUGAUAACCACCAGCCAUGCAAGAGAGGCCGGAGGUGGAAUCCCAAAGUGGGUGAAGGGGGAGGAAGAGGAAGAGGAAGAGGAGGCAGCAGUGGGGGUGCUGGUGGAAGAGAAGGGGGAUCCAAACUCCAUCACAGCUUUGCUGCCUCUGAGGAGGAAGGCCCGUGAUGAGGGCCCUGUGGAGGCAGCAGAGGUAGAGCUGGAAUUGCACCCCCUGCAGAACAAGUGGGCUCUGUGGUUCUUUAAGAAUGACUUCAGCCGGGCCUGGCAGGACAAUUUGCAUCUGGUCACCAAGUUUGACACCGUGGAGGACUUCUGGGCGAUGUACAGUCAUAUCCAGCUGGCCAGUAAGCUCUCUUCCGGCUGUGACUACGCUCUGUUCAAGGAUGGCAUCCAGCCCAUGUGGGAAGACAGCAGGAAUAAACGGGGUGGCCGCUGGCUGGUCAGUCUUGCCAAGCACCAGCGCCACAGCAAGCUGGACCUCCUCUGGCUGGAGACACUGCUGUGUCUGAUAGGGGAGAGCUUUGAGGAACACAGCAGGGAGGUGUGUGGGGCUGUCGUCAACAUCCGCACCAAGGGGGACAAGAUCUCGGUGUGGACGCAGGAGGCUGAGAACCAGGCCAGUGUGCUGCACAUUGGGCGUGUCUACAAACAACACCUGGGCCUCUCAGCAAAAGCCAUUAUUGGUUACCAGGCCCAUGCAGAUACAGCCACCAAGAGCACCAGGAACAAGUUUGUGGUGUGA